Molecule: messenger RNA, 1486 nt
Organism: Caenorhabditis elegans
Lineage: Eukaryota; Metazoa; Nematoda; Chromadorea; Rhabditida; Rhabditidae
Gene: T28H11.8
Product: MFS domain-containing protein
Exons: 7
Coding region: 29-1426 (465 amino acids)
Biological process (GO): transmembrane transport
Cellular component (GO): membrane
Molecular function (GO): transmembrane transporter activity
Source: RefSeq, marked reviewed
AUUCGAAUGAACAAAAAUCCAGUUGAAAAUGAACAAUUUUCGAUUUUUCCUGCUUUUCCUGGCCACAAUCUCGAUGACAUUUGUCUAUAGUAAUCGAGUGGUUUUUGGAUUUACGAUUAUUUGCCAACAAGGUGGAAAUGAGAGUGAUGAUACGACAAGUGUAAUUGUGGAUCCCGACUAUUAUCUUCUUGACACUUUAAACAUUGCCUGGAUGUUCACCGCAACAGCCGUCGGAAUGUGUCUUGGUCCUGCUCCAUUUUACUUUGUUGGUUUCCUAAGUACUCGUGUCCUUAUCUUCACCUACGGUAUUAUGUCAGCACUCAGUUCCAUCCUCUACCCAUUGUUCGAUUCCCUUGGCUUCUGGCCAGCUCUUGUCUGCCGGUUCUUUGCUGGAUUUGCUCAGGCCAGUCAGCUACACUUUACAAAUGACCUCGUACUUCGAUGGACUCCUGAAUCAGAAGCCUCAUUCUUCUUCUCAAUAAUGCUUGCAACGUCACAGUUUGGCCCGUUGUUCACAAUGAUUUUGGGCGGUGAGAUGUGUUCUUCCUCGUUUUUUGGAUGGGAAGCCACCUACUACAUAUUGGGAGUAGGUACAUUCAUCUCUUCAACUGCAUUUGCAUAUUAUUAUUCUGAUAAUGUAGAGAAGAAUUGCAAUUUGGAAGAAUCCGAGAAGAAAUACAUUCUUGCUGGAAAGCAUUCAACGAAAGAGAAAGAAAAAGUUCCAUAUAAGGCAUUACUGAAAGAUUCAACAAUUUGGAUCAGUUUACUCAUGUUCACUGGAUAUUAUUUGGCAAUGAUUGUUUAUCAACAAUACUCUCCAACAUUCAUCAAACAAGUUCUACACUUCACAAUUCGAGAAACUGGAUAUUUCUCUGCAAUUCCUCAGUUAAUCGCGAUUUUCAUUAAAAUUGGGUGUGGUAGAUUAUUAGAUGUGAAAUUCGGGUGUGGUCCGAAGCUAACUCUUGUCGUGCCUCUUCUUAUCUUGGAAUCAAUGAGUGCUUUCUCCCUGUUCCUCACUGGAUUUCUGGAUGACCGUGUGUGGUCGUUGAUCUUUAUGAUGAUCUUUGCAUCUCUUCACUUCUUUGUUCCAGUCAUUUGCAGUAGAACUAUUCAAAUUAGAGCUGGCCAACAUUCUCACUUCGCAUUGAACUUAAAUAUGGUGAUUGCUGGAAUUGCACAGAUCUUGAUUCCACUGGGAGUUCAAGCAGCGGUACCUGAAAAUACAAGAAGCCAGUGGUCCUUCGUAUUCUACUUCCUCGUCAUCACAGUAGUCAUCACAUCAAUUCUCUACACACUGUUCUCCCGAGCGACACCUGCCGAAUGGACAAUGAAGAAAAGAGCAUCAGAAUACACAAUUUAUCGAUUGUCUGACAUAUCACCACCCGAACCAAUCACAAUCCCGAUGCCAAGAGAAUGCAAGUUUUAAUUAUUAGGUACGGGUUGGAAACAGUUAAAGUUUUUUGAAUAAUAAAAACGUCAAAUUGUU